AUGUCGUCGCCUUCCUCUGAUGCGUCGCCCGACUCGGCGGUUCAAUAUGCUUACAUGUUUGAGAAGGACAAGGGCCCUACAAAGCAGCUCGAUGCCCUUUUGAGGGCUAUUGCCCGCCACGUUAUGCUAGAGAUUGGUGAGAAGGCGGACAACCAUCUCACACCAAGUAAGCUGGCUGCCUUUUACAAGGCUGUUGGCGGCGACUAUGACUCUCUCUUUGUGGACACGCCGCACUCGACGAUUUCCUACGUCUGGCAAAUCACUGGCUGCCAGCAUAGCCUCCAACCCACACGCAAUGAUUUUGACCCCCCAUCAAUACCGGCCCUCACCUAUCGCGGCUUCUCUCGAUGGGAGUCGUUAGAGAUCUUGCUCGGACCCGAGGAGCAUGUUCCAUUUCUGCAAUAUGCCGUGAAGGAGUGGAACUUGAAACACCCGGAAACCGGCGCAGACUUCCCCGUCGACCUACCUUGGACUUGUUUCCCGGAGAAACCCGACCAAGACAUUGAUCGCUGGCACAAAAGUUGCGCAGACAAAUUAUGGACGGCAGCAUCCAAUGAUGAUGGGGCGACUCCAAGGCCGCCGCCUGCAAAUGAACAGCCUCCUCCUCCAAAGUUCACCUACGCCCAUUUCCAGGAGCCUUUCUCAUUCACCUCCUCGCCGCGACCGAGGCCAAAUGACGGAGAAUAUUUUGGACGGCCCUUUGCAUAUACUCACGUACCACGUCGAUACGCCAGUCAACGCAAGGCAGAGAGGUCUCCAGACAGACCACGCCGCGGUGAUACGUCGCCAGAUGACAGGGGGAGGAGGAGGAGCUUUUCCGACUAUGCCUCUGGCCGACCUGACCAAGACCCCUCUUUGCCAAGGGGGUAUUCACCAUCGUAUCUGAAUCCCAACAUGAAGAGGUCAGGCCCAGGGAGGAGGCAUAGCCAUCCAAGACACGAGAUGACUGAUUCAUCAGACGAGGAGCCGGUUGGGGAUCCUAGAGAGAAGCGACGCCGUCACCCAUACUCCCCACCCCCUCCGUCGGUCCGUAGAUUUGUACGCACGGGGGCUGCUUCACAAUCGCAGGGAUCCUCUAAUGGGUCCAGCCAUCUUCGUGGGCUACGAUCGGACGGUCGACCAGAGGAAGCAAAGAGACGCACCGGACCAAGCCCGUUGGGCUCCCUUCGCGACAAGUUUACGGAGACAGUCAGCAGUAUUCUCCCAAAUGGCCUCACCUCCGACCGGCCGCGGCCCGGCCCAAGACAGAAUUCCGGGACGGAGCCUAUUCGCACACGGAGGAGUCGGGAGCAGGUUCGCCCUUCACGUUUAAAUCGAAGCUAUUCCGACAUGGAUACAGAUGAGUCUGGAGAUCCUUCCGUGACAGAAAGCGACGGCCGGAGGAGGCGUAGAACACGUGAGGAGCGCGAGAGAGAACAAGAACGGGAAAGGGAGCGUUACCAAAGGGGACGGGUUCGCGACCAUGACCGUGACUGGGAAGAAGACAGGGACAUGGGUUUGAGGAGAGAGAAGAGCUAUUUACGGCGACCAGAAACACAGCGAAGAACAAGCAGCCAUGCCGAUAUUGAUAGAAAUCGAGACCCACCAGAAUGGGACCUUCGCGACAGGGACCGAGAUAGAGACAGAGAUCGCUUGAGAGAUGAGAGGAGGAAAUGGGAGAGACGGAAUUCUCCGGAGGAGGAUUUAACAAGCCCGGCAGCAGCAAUGGCCGCCAGGCGUAUGCAUCCUGAAGCCGCAUAUAGCUGA
Molecule: messenger RNA, 1746 nt
Organism: Metarhizium brunneum ARSEF 3297
Lineage: Eukaryota; Fungi; Ascomycota; Sordariomycetes; Hypocreales; Clavicipitaceae
Source: RefSeq, a predicted model, not a curated record